This is a messenger RNA of Solea senegalensis (Senegalese sole), 1194 nucleotides long. Its product is annotated as pyroglutamylated RFamide peptide. NCBI's taxonomy places the organism in Eukaryota, Metazoa, Chordata, Actinopteri, Pleuronectiformes, Soleidae. Bases 461 to 1042 code for a protein of 193 amino acids. The record is from RefSeq and is a predicted model, not a curated record. The transcript is spliced from 2 exons. Gene Ontology annotation, molecular function: orexigenic neuropeptide QRFP receptor binding.
UUUACAAAGUUCAGUUUUCUGUUGUCUGUCUGUCUCACAGUGAGAUGAAGAUGUGAACGUCGUGAACUUAAACUCACGUCGAUUUUAUGACACAAGUCUUUUGUUCAAGUGACUAAAAUCGUUGUCUUUGAUGUUUGGUCAAAAACCUGAAUGACAUUCUUUCAGUUGUGUUUGUGUUUCCCCGCGAGACGACACUCGUCCUCGUCCCUCGCUGUCCUGCACAAGCAUCUUAAUGAAUUGGCUGCUUCCUCUUUGUGAUUCACCUCCUCAGUCAAGUGGCGUUAAUUGCAGUCACUCUGGCACCGAGUCUGUUUCUAAGCUCAAAGAAUGAAGGUUACACGAGUCGACCACACGUGUGUGUGUGUGUGUGUGUGUCACCGCGGCCACCGACCAAUGGCUGACGGCUGUCCAAGACCUGAGGGCGGCGGGGGAGGACAGAGGGCGCCGCCUGGUUUUUAAAAUGGUCCCCAGGAGACGGGUGCUGGACAAGAUUCAAGGAGAAGACGCAAAGAUGACAUCAUCUUUGAAUCGCGGAGCGGCGCAGCUCGACCUCGUCUUCCUCACCCUCCUCUGCUCCGUGAUGGUCUCGCCCUCGCCCCUCCUCCUCCCCCCUCCCCUCCCGUCCACUGCCACAGUGGCCGUGUCUGACCUGCAGCCUGCUCUGCAGCAGCUCAGCCACCGCCACCUCGACCAGCCCCACACCUGGACCUGGACCUGGACCGGCCAUCGUCCUCACCCUGAGCGAGUCCUGCUGAUGCCUGGCCAGGAGGGGGUGCUGCUGAGAGCGCAGAGAGGACACCCGAUGGCUCUGCCGCUCUCGUCCCUCCCCGGCGGUCACUCCACAGAGAUCCUGUUCUAUCAGGACGGAGGAGACGGCGAGGAGGACGAGAGGAGGAGCGAGGCGCUGACCUCCAUCGUGGGCGGCCUGCAGGCCGUCAACCGCAAGAAAGGAGGGUUCGGUUUCCGCUUCGGGAGGAAGAGAUGGACGCAGCAGGGAUGGGGGGAUGAGGGGAGGGGAAGCACAGAAGAGGACAGGAAGUGAUGACAGAGGGAAGAGGGGGGUGAAGGUGUGAGGAAAAUACACUAUUAAGUUAAAGGUCCAGUCUGUAAUGUUCACAAAUAGAAUCUAACAAUAACGACAUGUUUGUAUACGUGUGAAACCACUUUACAAUAAAAAUAUUUUUCUUUUCCUAA